This is a messenger RNA of Microcebus murinus (gray mouse lemur), 4444 nucleotides long. NCBI's taxonomy places the organism in Eukaryota, Metazoa, Chordata, Mammalia, Primates, Cheirogaleidae. The record is from RefSeq and is a predicted model, not a curated record.
UGUGGUUCAGCCGCGGCCAGAGCGUCCCGCGAGCCGGCGCGGCCGGUUGGCGCCCCCUUGGGCGAACUGGCUUGACAGAGCAAGACCUCGUUUCCCCAGGGCCGGGCGGCUGAGGAGCCGGUCUGGGUGACUCUGAGGCGGCGCGGGUCAUUAAUGUGUUGGAGAAAUGCCGUCCAGGAGAACACCACCAACACGCGUGGAAGUAAAGGGCCUUAGAUGAGUCAGAAGAUAGACGUUAGGUCAGGAUUCGCUGCUCGCUGCAGAGGCCCCUGGAAACGGCAGGGGCUCUGAAUCAGUGAGCGCUACCGUCCUGUGUGCCUUCGUCCCCGGAGGGUCUGGGCCUCGGUGGGGGCCUUUGGCAUUCAGUCCUCCUCUGGACCCCGAGAUCCGCCUGUGUUAGAAAUCGCUGAACGGCAGGGUGAGGUGGCUCGUGCCUGUAUAAUCCUCGCACUCUGGGAGGAUCGCUUGAGCUCAGGAGUUCGAGACCAGCCUGACCCCAAACAAGUGUGAGCUGAACUGCAUUCCCAAGGGGGAGAACUUCUACUACAAGCACAGGGAGGCUGUGGUCGACGGGACCCCCUGUGAGCCUGGCAGGCGGGACGUCUGCGUGGACGGCAGGUGUCGGGUUGUCGGCUGUGACUACCAGCUAGACUCGUCCAAGCAGGAGGACAAGUGUCUGCAGUGUGGGGGUGACGGCAUGACCUGCUUCCCUGUCACAGGCACCUUUGAUGCCAAUGACCUCAGCAGAGGCUACAACCAGAUCCUCGUUGUCCCCAUGGGGGCCACCAGCAUCCGCAUAGAGGAGGUCGCUGCCAGCAGGAAUUUCCUGGCGGUAAAGAAUGUUCAAGGGGAAUACUACCUCAACGGACACUGGACCAUCGAGGCAGCUGGGGCCCUGCCAGCGGCCAGCACCAUCCUGCAGUACGAGCGGGGCUCUGAGGGGGACCUGGCCCCUGAGCGGCUGCGUGCCCGGGGCCCCACCUCGGAGCCCCUGGUCAUCGAGCUCCUCAGCCAGGAGCUCAACCCCGGCGUGCACUACGAGUACUACCUGCCCCUGCGCACCCCCGGUCCCGGCCCCCGCUGGAGCCAUGGCUCCUGGAGCGACUGCAGCGCCCCGUGUGGCGGAGGUCACCAGUCCCGCCUGGUGUUCUGCGCCGUCGACAACGAGGCCUACCCCGACCACGUGUGCCAGCGCGAGCCCCGGCCGGCUGACCGCCGUUCCUGCAACCUGCACCCGUGCCCGCUGACCAAGCGGACCUCUUACCUGCACCGGCCCGGAGCGUGGCGCCUUGCUGGGGCCCAGCGUGUGUGUGGGACCAGCUGGAGGACAGGGCCGUGGACUCCCUGCUCGGCCUCCUGCGGGGGCGGCUCCCAGUCCCGCUCCGUCUACUGCAUCUCGUCUGACGGGGACAGCAUCCAGGAGGCUGCCGAAGAGGCCGAGUGUGCUGGCCUGCCCGGGAAGCCCCCUGCCACGCGGGCUUGCAACCUGCAGCGCUGCGCGGCCUGGAGCCCAGAGCCCUGGGGAGAGUGUUCUGUCAGCUGCGGUGCUGGGGUCCGAAGGCGGAGUGUCACUUGCCGAGGUGAUGGGGGGUCCCUGCUCCAUGCCACGGCGUGCCCCUUGGAGGAGCAGCCCCCGCUCACUGAGCCCUGCGUGCAUGAGGACUGUCCCCUCCUCGCUGGCCAGGCCUGGCUCGUUGGCGCCUGGGGUCUGUGCUCCAAGAGCUGCAGCUCGGGCACUCGGAGGAGACAGGUCGUCUGUGCCGUCGGGCCGCCCGGCCGCUGUGGGAGCCUGCAGCCCUCGAAGCCCGCAGAGGUGGAGCCCUGCAACACGCAGCCCUGCCACCUGCCCCAGGAGGUCCCCAGUACGCAGGACGUGCACACCCCGCUUGGUGAUCCCUGGACACCUGUGAGCCCUCGGGAGCCCCCUGCCUCAGACUCCAGAGGCCAGUGGUGGGCAGCCCAGGAGCACCCUUCAGCCCGGGGAAACCCCAGGGGAGACCGGGGUUCCCCCCUGUCGGCCCCGGGCCCGGCCCCAGCUCUGCAGCAGUCCCUGCUCCGACAGCGCCCCCAGUCCGGCUCGGGGCCCCAUGACUGCAGACGCAGCCCCCACGGCUGCUGCCCCGACGGCCACACGGCGUCUCUCGGGCCGCAGUGGCAAGGCUGCCCUGCCUCGUGUCAGCAGAGCAGGUACGGGUGCUGCCCGGACGGGGUGUCUGUCGCUGAGGGGCCCCACCAUGCUGGCUGCUCAAGGUCUUACGGUGGAGGCAGUGACAACGCGGGGAGCAGGCCAGGGUCGAGGGCAGUGGCUUCCACAGUCCCCAGCACACACCGGCCCCAGGCCCAGCAGAGCGAGCAGGAGCCCAGUGAGCCCAGUGAGUGCCGGGGCUCCCGGUUCGGCUGUUGCUAUGACCACGGGGCCUCUGCGGCAGGGCCCCUGGGGGAAGGCUGCGUGGGCCUGCCCAGCUCUGCCUACCCUGUGCGCUGCCUGCUGCCCAGCGCCCACGGCCCCUGCGCGGACUGGGCCGCCCGCUGGUACUUCAUUGCCUCCGUGGGCCGGUGUAACCGCUUCUGGUACGGCGGCUGCCACGGCAACGCCAACAACUUCGCCUCGGAGCAGGAGUGCAUGAGCAGCUGCCGUCCCCGGCCUGGGGCCUCUGGCCAGAGCACGGGUGCAGAUGGUGGUGGCAGCAGUCCUGGCGGCCAGCAGGAGCUCAGCCGGCACGGGACGGGGCCCACAGUCCAGAGAAAGCCCGUGCCUUCUGGCAGCCCCUGGUGGCGAGACCAAGAGCCUGGGCCAGGGGCAGCCCCCCGUGCCCCCGCCUUUGGAGAACAGCUGUGGGGCCAGGAGCUUGGGCCCAGGGCCCCGGGACAGGACGGGGAUGCCGGAUGGCCAGCGUCCCCCUCGCACAGCUCCUCCUACAGGGUUAGCUUGGCAAGCUCAGAGCCCACCCUGGUGCAGGCGGCCCCGGGGCAGUUGGUGCGGCUCCUCUGUCCAGAGGACACCUCCCCAGAACCCCAGGCUGGGUGGCAGAAAGAUGGCCAGCCCAUCUCCUCUGACAGGCACAAGCUGCAGUCCGAUGGCUCCCUAGUCAUCCACCCGCUGCGGGCAGAGGAUGCGGGCACCUACAGCUGUGGCAGCACCAGGCCAGGCCGUGACUCCCAGAAGAUCCAGCUUCGAGUCCUAGGGGGUGACAUGGCCGUGCUGUCUGAGGCUGAGCCGAGGCACUUCCCUCACACCCGAGACCCAGCCCAGGGCCACAGUCCUCAGGACUCAGGCGUAGGGAGGGAUGCUGGGCACCUGGGAGCUGUCCCCUCCUCACACCUGCGGCCCACAACCAGGCUGCGUCUGGACCGGAACCAGCCCGGGGUGGUGGACGCCAGUCCAGGCCAGCGGAUCCGGCUGACCUGCCGUGCUGAAGGCUUCCCGCCCCCAGCCAUCGAGUGGCAGAGAGAUGGGCAGCCCGUUUCUUCUCCCAGACACCAGCUGCAGCCUGAUGGCUCUCUGGUCAUCACCCAAGUGGCUGUGGAUGAUGGCGGCUUCUAUACCUGUGUCGCUUUCAACGGGCAGGACCGAGACCAGCUAUGGGUCCAGCUCAGAGUUCUGGGGGAGCUGAUGAUCACAGGGAUGCCCCCUACUAUGACGGUGCCGGAGGGGGACACUGCCAGGCUGCUGUGUGUGGUGCCAGGAGAAAGUGUGAACAUUAGGUGGUCCAGGAACGGGCUGCCUGUGCAGGCCGAUGGCCACCGUGUCCACCAGUCCCCAGACGGUACGCUGCUGAUCCACAACUUGCGGGCCAGGGACGAGGGCUCCUACACAUGCAGCGCCUACCGGGGGAGCCAGGCAGUGAGCCGGAGCACCGAGGUGAAGGUGGUCUUGCCUGCACCUGCCACCCAGCCCAGGGACCCUGGCAGGGAGUGCAUCGACCAGCCGGAGCUGGCCAAUUGUGAUUUGAUCCUGGAGGCUCAGCUCUGUGGCAAUGAGUAUUACUUCAGUUUCUGCUGUGCCAGCUGUUCCCGCUUCCAGCCUCAUGCUCAGCCCAUCUGGCAGCAAGGAUGAAGGCUAGCUCCAACCCCAGUUCCAAGACAGUUUUUUGGGCUGGGGAGAAGGGAAGAAGAUGGACUCUUGGCCUCUCUUUGGCUGGCAAAGGGAGUUAUACUCUGGAGACACUGACCCUUUUGAAAACCCACCCAGUGUCAGCCUCAGCAGUAGCAAGUACUGGCCUUCCUGUGUAGUAGUCAGUGGUAUUUGUAUCUCUGACAUAACCAUAGCCUCUGGAUGAGUUGUCAAAAAAAAGCAAUCUGUUUGGAUAAGAACCUAUACUUUAUAUCUUCCCUUUAUCAUUUGUUACACAGAAUUGGUUCACUACGUUUUAGUUUUUAAAUUAUUUUUUAGAUACUCUUGUUCUGUUACCUUGGCUAGAGUGCAGUGGCAUAAUCAUAGCUC